Molecule: messenger RNA, 1994 nt
Organism: Aplosporella prunicola CBS 121167
Lineage: Eukaryota; Fungi; Ascomycota; Dothideomycetes; Botryosphaeriales; Aplosporellaceae
Exons: 3
Coding region: 1-1785 (594 amino acids)
Molecular function (GO): oxidoreductase activity; FAD binding
Source: RefSeq, a predicted model, not a curated record
AUGCGCAACCAGCUCUUCAUCUUCUCUGCUCUUUCCGCCCUCGGCUCCGCCGCCGCCAACCCCGCCGCCGACGCCGAUUGCAAAUGCACGCCCUCGGACCCCUGUUGGCCCUCCGACAGCCAAUGGGCCACGCUCAACACCACUCUCUCCGGCCGCCUCAUCCACACCCACCUGCCCGCCGCUGUGUGCUACCGCUCCAACCCCGCCUACAAUCAGUCCGCCUGCACCGCCCUCUACCCCGAGUGGACUACCCCCGAAUUCCACUCGGCCGACCCCGCCAGCAUCCCCGCGCCCCAUGUCGCUGGUAACACGUGCAACCCCAUCUACGAAAAUGGAACCAGCAUCGCCGGUGACCCCGAUGCCGGUAAAAAGGGCUGUACCAUAGGCGAGUACCCGCCGUACGUCGUCAACGCGACGGGCGCCGCUGACGUGCAGGCCGCCGUGCGCUUUGCGACUGAGCACAGUUUGCGCUUGAUUGUGAAGAACACGGGACAUAGCUCGGGGCGUGUCGUUGGUAAGGGUGCGCUGUCCAUCUGGACGCACCAUUUCAAGGGAUUCGAGUUCCAUGACGGCGACUUUGUGCCCGAGGGCUGUGCGGCCAACGGCACCAAAGGCAUCAUGGCUGCGACGGUGGGCGCAGGACUGCAGGACGGCGAGUUGUAUGAGGCUGCGGCUGCGCAUGGGGCGGCCAUGACGGGCGGAACCAACUCGGACGUCGGUAUCCUCGGCUGGGCCACGGGCGGCGGCCACGGCUUCUUCACCUCGGAGCACGGCAUGGGUGCCGACAACAUCAUCCAAGCGAAACUAGUCACCCCGACCGGCAAGCUCAUUACCACCAACGCCUGCCAGAACACCGACGUCUUCUGGGCUUUGCGCGGCGGUGGCGGUGGCACCUUCGGAGUCGUCCUCGAGGCGACCCUGAAGGCGUACCCGGCGCCCAAACGUACUGACUUUGCCGCCCUCGGCAUCACGCAGAAGAACGGCACCUCCACCGAAGACUACUACCGCGCGGUGGCGCGCCUCUUUUCCCAGCUGCCCGCGCUCAAGGAAAAAGGGUUCCAGGGCUACCUGCCCAUGGGCGGCAAGUCCUGCGUGGGCUCGUUCUUCAUGUAUGACAAGCCGAACGGAACGGCACAGGCGGCGUGGACGCCGGUGAAGAAGGCGCUGGCCGAGUUUGAAGACGUCGUUGACGUAUCGUCCCAGUUCAUGGUGUUUACUGAUUGGUACAAUCAGUUGUUCAAGGUGUAUACGGCGUCUUCGAGCGAUGGCAAGGGCGGCGGGGCCCGCACUUCGCGCUUGUUGCCCAAGGAGGCGUUGGAAGAUGAGGAGGCUCUGGCGAAGACGCUGCAGAUGGUUGGGCCGCAGGGAAGUGCACACAUUGAGGGUCCCAUCUCCGACUUCUCACUCUCAGCCAGCAUGAUCGCCUCUAGUACGCCUGAGGACAACGCACUCAACCCUGCGUGGCGCGACGCGGUGGUGCAUCUCAUCUCGUCCGUCAGCUGGGACGACGCCACUCCCGCCGACGUGGCCGCGGCUGCGCAGAGGGAUAUGACGGACGUGCGGGGCGGGGCGCUGCGCAAGCUGGCGCCUGAGUCCGGCGCGUAUGUUAAUGAGGCGGACACCGAGGAGCCGCAGUGGCAGGCUUCGCUGUUCGGGAAGAACUAUGAACGUUUAAGUGGGAUCAAGGAGAAGGUAGAUCCUGAGGGGUUGUUGUGGUGUAAGCAGUGUGUUGGAAGCGAGGCGUGGAGGGAGGAUGGCGAGGGAAAGCUUUGUCGCGCGGGGUAGGUGAAGAGAGAUGGUUGAGGUUGUGGUUGUUGGUGAUGUGGUGGGGGUUAUUGUUUGUGAGAGCUUAGGUUGAUUUUUUGGCUGAUGCUUCUGCAGACGGUAAUUCUCCGCAUACCAGGUCGUCUACUGCGCACAUGCUGGCGCUGCGGACUCAAAGUUGGAACUAUCACGAGGGCAGUGAUGGCACAUAACCCCGCCAGCCCUGCGGU